Messenger RNA from Paramecium pentaurelia, 644 nucleotides. The record is from the annotation of a GenBank genome assembly. Lineage: Eukaryota; Ciliophora; Oligohymenophorea; Peniculida; Parameciidae.
AUGUUAGAAAAAUCAAAAAUUAAAUAAAUACUUCUUGACAAAUCUCUAGGUUAAAUUCUUAAAGUCAAAAGACCUAUAGAAUCUAUUCAACAAGAUGAGAAUAUUAUACCUUUAAAAUCAUUUAGUCAACAUUUUCAUACUACAGCAGGAAGAGAAGUUGUUUCGAUUCCUUGUUUUAAAACUAAAAUUGAUUAAAAUUCCGAUAAGAAUUGGAAAUUCAUACGUCCACGUACUCCAUCUAUAUCAUUUAAUUGCAAGCCUAGAAUCACUAUCUUUGAUGAAAAGAGAGAUAUUUCUUAAUAGCAAGGACUCAACAUUUCUUUGUCUUGGGAACCAAUUUAAAAACCUAUUCCUUUAAACAAAUAAACAAAAAGAAAACCAUGGUUUACUUUAUAAGUCCUUCAUGAUUCUAUAGCAGAUUAUCAAAAACAGAAAUCUAUCUGUUUUGUUAAUUAUACAAAAGCAAUAUAGAAUAAAGAAAGACCAAAAUAUGAUCAUUAAAUAGAUGAUAGUAAAGUAGCAUAAGCUUAUUUAAAAUUAAAGUAUUUAAUAAUUAAAAAAGACCGAAUUACUCAAAAAGAUAUAUUGAUUUUGCUAAGGUGAUAAACAGAAAUAAUGCAUCUCCUAAUUUCAAUAAAUUUUGA